Coregonus clupeaformis (lake whitefish) is the source of this 557-nucleotide messenger RNA. It is a transcript of the gene pmch, whose product is annotated as pro-melanin-concentrating hormone. Gene Ontology annotation, molecular function: type 1 melanin-concentrating hormone receptor binding; melanin-concentrating hormone activity. The transcript has 3 exons. Gene Ontology annotation, biological process: behavior; chemical synaptic transmission. The coding region runs from base 72 to 515 and encodes 147 amino acids. The record is from RefSeq and is a predicted model, not a curated record. Lineage: Eukaryota; Metazoa; Chordata; Actinopteri; Salmoniformes; Salmonidae.
UGAGCGCAACUGAAGUCCACUCUCAAUGACCCUCGCAAGGCCGUUAGGACCAAGAUAGUGUAGUAGGAAUCAUGAUCUCCCUAUACUCUGUUGUAUUCACACUGGUGCUGUUCUCUGAGUUUAGCACCCGCUUGGCCGUCUUAGCUGUACCAACAGGCAAGCUGGAGGAGGGUAGGACAGAGCAGGAGAGCCUGCGUUCCAUACUAGGCGAAGACACGAUGAGCGACAACGCUCUGGCUGCCCCGAGGUUCAGACGGGAGCCCAUCCUGGACAACGGACUCGGGCUGGACGAAGAGGGGAACACAAAGAUCUUCAUCCUCUCAGACAUCAGACUGAAAGGGCACACCAGACGUGGCAUGAACACAGCUUUCUCCCGAGCCCUUCCUGUCCUCCCAGACAGAGGAAGAGAUCACGCUCCUACUGAAAAUAGCCUGAAAGUAGAGCGCAGGGAGGACGACCUUGAUAUGCUCCGAUGCAUGAUAGGUCGAGUGUACAGACCCUGUUGGCAAAGAUAAGAAGAGUGUGGUGGAUCAUACACUGCUGCCCUGCCGUCUGUC